Molecule: messenger RNA, 442 nt
Organism: Paramecium sonneborni
Lineage: Eukaryota; Ciliophora; Oligohymenophorea; Peniculida; Parameciidae
Source: the annotation of a GenBank genome assembly
AUGAGUUUCUCUCUAUAAUUUGACUUUGGAGUCAAUAUGCAAACUUUGUUAAUGAUCUUUGUCAAAUUUGUUGAUCAGCUAAAUAUGGAAAAAUUCUUUGUUAAAAUGGGAGGGAAAAACAGAGAUCUUAUUGCAGAAAAAUUAAGAUCAAAAUAAUCUGAACGAUAAAGUCCAUUUAAAUGUAAAGGUACUUUUAAUAAAAUUCUUAAUCUAGUUAGAAAAUCCAUUUUUUAAUCACAAUCUCAUCAAAAAUAUACGUAAUCUAUAAAAAAAUUCAUCUCCAAUUUCAUCUAAAAGCAUAAGAACAAAAACAUAAUCUAAACUCUCAUUUCUCUAAAUUAUUGAAAUCAAGCCAGCAACAACAAAAGAACAAUAAUUAAGAAGAGCAUCUUCCUUUACAUCAGCAAAAUAAAAGCUCUUUAAGAUACUUACAGAAAAAUGA